Messenger RNA from Exophiala spinifera, 1239 nucleotides. RefSeq lists its product as uncharacterized. The coding region runs from base 1 to 1239 and encodes 412 amino acids. The record is from RefSeq and is a predicted model, not a curated record. Gene Ontology annotation, molecular function: RNA polymerase II cis-regulatory region sequence-specific DNA binding; DNA-binding transcription factor activity, RNA polymerase II-specific. The transcript is spliced from 2 exons. NCBI's taxonomy places the organism in Eukaryota, Fungi, Ascomycota, Eurotiomycetes, Chaetothyriales, Herpotrichiellaceae. Gene Ontology annotation, biological process: negative regulation of transcription by RNA polymerase II; anatomical structure morphogenesis; cell differentiation.
AUGGAAAACAGCGAUCCCUUCACCGUCGACCCCAGUGGUCAGUCGAAGCACGACCUCGAUUCCAUCUGGUUGAUGGCCAAGGCCACUUUUGCAUCCAACAACAACCAGAUCACCAUUCCAACUGUCGUGGCUGAAGAACUCUCUGGAAAAGACCUACAGGAGUUGAAGAAACGCUUCAGUGCUCACUUCGGAAAUGUCGACACCAUUGUUUUCAUCGACGAUACUGCCAAAGUUUUCCGUAUCUGCAGUGUCUCUGAUGUCGCAAUGAGUACUCCACCAGCUGGUGCACCUGCGUCACUCGAAUCGGUCUCAAGCUCCACUCGUCAACCUGGCUCUGCGCAAGUUGACCACACCAAAACAUCAGCAAUCGCUCCCAAACUUCGGCUUCCACGCAGAAAUGCACGAGUUCCUCGUCCACCGAACGCCUUCAUACUGUAUCGCAAGAAGCAUCACGCUCUUCUCAAGGCUGUACAACCAGACCUACCAAACAAUGACAUCUCUAUCAUCCUGGGCAAACAAUGGAAGCAGGAGAGUGAGGGAGUCAAGAAUUACUUCAAGACUAUGGCUGAGAUCAUCAAGGUCCAGCAUGCGAAAGCAAAUCCUGGUUACCAGUACACACCUCGCAAGCCUUCGGAGAAGAAGCGUCGCAUGACCGCUCGGAAGCGUGCUCGUCUCAAUGCAGCAAACACCGACUCUGAUUCUGUUUCUAUCUCCGAUCAUGAGAUGACAGAUGUUCCUGACAGCCCCGAAAACGGCGUCUCUGCUACUGAGCCAACUGUCGUUCUCAACUUUCUGACCGACGAAACUGACAACCUUCAUGCGCCUGUCACUCACGACCAGUCUGCUGAGUCCAGUCAGUACAAUUCGCUCGGCUUGGUGGAACAUGACGAGUACUCUGACGACAUGACACUCAAGGUUCCCAGUGGUCACAAAUUUGCUGAGAUGGACUACGACUCCCUCAUUCACAGUCUUUACAAAUCUAUGAAGAGCAUGGAGCGAGGUGGUUUGAGGCAUGAAAUCACCUGCUCGACCCCUGACGAGGCUUCCUACGUCAUCCGUGAUGCGAACACUGUCGUUGACUGGGCAGGCUUCGAAGCUGACCGCAAGCUUAUCGAAGACACCAUCGCAGCAAAUGCCGAUGAGUCGGCUGAGCGACUCGGAACUGAGACGUUUGCGAAUGCAGCCGAACAUGAGGCGUUCAAGGAAGAAUUUGACCAGCUUCUCUGGAUGUGGGAAUAA